This is a messenger RNA of Doryrhamphus excisus (bluestripe pipefish), 4044 nucleotides long. NCBI's taxonomy places the organism in Eukaryota, Metazoa, Chordata, Actinopteri, Syngnathiformes, Syngnathidae. The record is from RefSeq and is a predicted model, not a curated record.
GACCCCUGGGGUAAAAGAUAAAUACUUUCAAAGGGCAAACCCUCAGACUUGAGCUGUCCUUCCUAGUCAGACUCAAGCUGUCCUACCUAGUGUUUUCUUUUUAAAAUAUAAAUUGUCUAACAUUUUUUCCCAUUAUAGACACUGUCAGCAGUGACAUUGAAAACAAUGAGCAGGUACUGUAAAUGCCAUUUAUGAUGUCAUGUCAUGUAUAUGUAUUUCAUGUGUAGAAUAUGUUACAGAUAGAAAGCUACAUGCCAUUUCUCUGCUCACCACCAUCACUUUCUCCACUCUCUACAAUAUCCUCCUCAGGUAGACAACUGGUACUGCAUAUAAUAUCCAUCACAGUACAUAAUCCAAUUUUACAUGUCUUUUAUUUUCCUCCUGUGUUAGUUCACACUGUGCGUCCUGCUGAUAUCUCAGUGUUGUAUUCCCUGAGCACGUCGCUGUCUGACAGGAAUGUAACAGCCAGGCUAGUCAGUCAAGUGGCAGAGUUGCUGUCAAUUUUUAACCCUGAAGUGAUGACUGGGAAUGGGGAAGCAUCACCGCAACCCAGGAGUUUACUGCAGGAAGUGGAGGAGCUGUCUUUUUCUCUGUCACAUCAGACGUCUGACUGGAAGUUCGUGCUGCUGUUUGUCUCCACAGAUCACCUGUGUGCAUGCUCACCACACGUUGAUGCUGAGGUCGGCUCUGUUGCACAGGAAGUAGACGAGGCUCUGCGGAUAUUACAAGAACGGUUGCAUCGUGCAUUAGUCCAUGUUGUGGUGUGGAGUUCAAAUCAACACAAGGACAACACGUGCAUAGCCGCUAAUCACCCAAAUGCUCGACUGUGUGAAGCCACUCUUGUGCAAAGAAUGCAGGAUUCCUUGCAUGGUGUGUUGGCACAUUCCAAGUGGCACCGAAUGAACUUUACUGCUCUGCUGCAGCCGCUACCACUUAUCCUGGAGGACACCUCAGAUGACACCUUGUCUGACGUAAGCAAACUGGCUGUGCGGCUGUGGGAAAGCAUGCUUCAGCCAUCAUCCAGUCCAGCAGGGGUCAGCACUUGUCCAACACAGGAACGACCUUACCUGAGGACGCAGGUCAAUUCACCCCACAACACACAGGAAGUGAAUAACAGGGCUGCUUUGCAAACAGACCAGGUCAUGGGAACUGAGAUACCCUGCACAGACCGCCAUCCAUCUCCAUCAGCACCAAACUCAGUUCAUGAGCUCAGACCCGCAGAUGUCAAGGUGGUGGCGGCAGUGGGCGACUCUCUAACGGCAGGCAACGGCGUGGGUGCAAAGUCGGACAACCUGCUGCUGGUGAUCAAUGAGUACAGAGGACUGUCAUGGAGCAUAGGCGGUGAUGAAAACAUCACCACGGUCACCACUCUUCCAAACAUCCUGAGGGAGUUCAACCCUUCUCUGACGGGCUUCUCACAGGGAAUCGGCAAAGCCGACUCUCCGGACUCCUUCCUGAACCAGGCAGUAGCCGGAGCCAAGAGUGGUGACGUGGUGCAACAAGUGCGCACCCUAGUGGCUAAAAUGAAAAACGACACGAGAAUUGAUUUCCACAAGGACUGGAAAGUGAUCACCAUGUUUAUUGGUGGCAAUGACAUAUGUGACUUCUGCACAGACAGCGUGUUCUUCUCACCCAGGAAUGUGGCCGGCCGUAUCCGUCAAGCUCUGGAUAUGCUCCACCAUGAAGUGCCACGUGCGUUGGUCAACCUGGUAGAGCUGUUGAACAUUAUACCGCUGCGUGAUCUGCAUAAAGAUAACACACUGGGCUGCCCCACCUGGUUUGUCAGAAUAGUUUGCCCCUGCGUACUGAAGCCAAGAGAUGGCUCAGCUGAACUACGGAAGGUCAACGAAUACAGUAGAGCUUAUCAGCAUGCAAUGCGAGAACUGGUCGACUCGGGCCGUUAUGACACACACGACAACUUCACCGUAGUACUGCAGCCUUUCUUCAGAGAGGUUUUCCUUCCUACUUUGGAAGACGGAAGGCCGGAUCGCUCCUACUUUACACCCGACUGUUUUCACUUGAGCCAGAGAGCUCACACUCUAAUGGCUAGAGCGCUGUGGAAUAACAUGUUGGAGCCAGUGGGAAACAAGACCUUCACUCAAGACUUCAUGGCUGGGUUUGAUUUAAAGUGUCCCUCUCAGGCUGUUCCGUUCUUUAGAACGGCGGCCAACAGCAACUACACCUUUCCGGGACCUCCGCCGACUCCUCCUCCAGUGACGAACUGGGGCAGCGACUUCUCCUGUCUUAACACGCACCCAUCAGACUCUGUGCCCGCUUCAGCUCACAGGGUACGACCAGCAGACAUCAAGGUGGUUGCCGCUUUGGGCGACUCGGUCACAACUGGUUUUGGUGCUAAGGCAAAGAAUCUUCUCCAGCUAAGAACCGAGUACAGAGGAGUAUCAUGGAGCAUCGGAGGAGAUAAAACCCUCGACACUGUCACCACCUUAGCCAACAUUCUCAGGAAGUUUAAUCCAAACCUUAAAGGAGCGUCAAAGGGUCAAGGAAAAAGGAGGAGAGGCUUCAACAUGUCCGAGGGAGGAGCCAAAGCCUCGGGAAUCCCAGAGCAAGUCAGGCGGCUGAUUGACAAAAUGAAAAACGACACUACUGUGGAUUUUGAGAAGGACUGGAAGCUGGUGACCCUCUUCAUUGGAGGCAAUGACCUGUGUCAGUACUGCAACGACCGGGCCUCCUUGUCGCCUCAGAACUUCAGCCACCAUAUGAUGACAAGUUUGGAUAUGCUCUACAAAGAGGUUCCCAGGACCAUCGUGAACAUUCUGGAGAUCCUGCAGAUUGAAGGCCUGCGUAGGAUCAAGAGGGAUAGCCUCGGGUGCAACGUGUUACAACCGUUAGGGUGCCCGUGCUUCAUGCUACCUAGUGACGACUCUCUGGAGCUGGCUGAGAUCAGGAGGAUCAAUCGGGAAGUGCAGAUGGAGACAGAGAAUUUGGCCCACAGCAGUCGCUAUGACAACAGGGAAGACUUUGCCGUGGUGGUGCAGCCCUUUUUUAAAAACUCCAUCCUUCCUUUGAAUGCCGAUGGAAGACCUGAUGUCACAUACUUCUCUGAGGACUGUUUCCACUUCGCUGAGAGGGGGCAUGCCGACAUGGCUGUGGCCAUGUGGAAUAACAUGCUGGAGCCAGUGGGUAAAAAGCAAACAUAUAAUCAUUUCACAAACGGCAGAAAUAGAAUCAAGUGUCCCACAGAGGAGCAUCCUUACAUUUUCACAAAGGUCAACAGCUUGCCCAGUGUGGACCCGACCACCCCAACCACCACCAGCAUCACUACCCCAACCACCACCACCAUCACCACCAUCACUACCCCAACCACCACUACAACAUCACCAUCCACUCACAGCACAGCACGCCCCGUCACGCCGCCUCAUUGUGCCGACAAUGUCCCGGUAUGGCUGGCUGCGGUGCUGGCUGUCAGCGCUCUCCUCAUUGGCUGGGGCCUCACCUGGCUGAUGCUCACCUGCAAUGCCAAAAGGAGGAAGAGGAGGAUGGACACGACAACAGUGGAGAUGAAGAGCUCCUUGUUUUAGCCAUUAGGCACCCCUGCACAAUCAAAAGACACCACUUGACAGACGAUAGACCUUUCAAAUGGAGCGUUAUUAUGUCUGUAGAGGCAGACGUUUAAUACAGCAGUUCUACUGGAGCUCAUGAAGAUGCAGGUGGACUUCGUACUUUGUUGUUUUUGUUGUUAAAUAUAUUGACAUUACACUACGGUAACAUGAAGCCAAUCAAAUCCAAGUACUGUACAAUAUCCCACAUCACCCAAUUCCACUGUUAUGUAGUUACAGUAUUUUUAUUUGGAUUAUAUAUACUCAAAAAUUCUAAUUAAUUCGUACAAUUUUUUUUACUAUUAUGUUAAAAUUAUUUGAAUGUUGUAGCUGGUCUAACAACUAAUUGAUUUUCUUAAUCAGGCCAAAUCAAAUUGUCUGCAUAAAAUAUACAUAUUACUUUCAUUUUUAUUGCACAUUAUCUUAAUUUACUUGAAAUUAUGUGACAAUUAUGCUCUCUUAAAUAAAUAUACAGUAUCAACUUUUU